UAAUGAUUUAUUCAAAGUCCUCACCUCAUGUCGAGUUCAUGUGUUGAUCUAAUUCUGCAUCAUACUGCAGAAGUAUCACGUGUAUAGUAUGAGCUGACAUAAUAGUGAAGAGCACUGGAGGUGAAAGGUGAAGAGGAAUUAUCUAUAAAAGCCAGACUGUGCUCAGGGUGGACCGUGGAAGCCCAACAGGUGCAGCAGCAGGUGAGUGGAAACACAAACAUUGAAACACAGACGGUGCAAACAGACCGUCUUCCAUAUGGAGGCUCUAAGUUUUUGUGUAAGUGCACAUAAAAAGCAACAUGCAUUUACACUAUUUGUAUUCUUCUUUUAAUGUAUGAGGUGGUGACGACUCAUCAGUACCGCAGGUUUUUCUCCAGGAUGCAAACUUUGUUGUCUUUGUGUGCUUUCCUCACGCUCCUCUUUUCUGCUCACGCAGAUGUCGUGGAGCGUUUUGAGGUUUGUGACUUUAUUCUAGUUUAAUCUGGAGUUCAGGCAGACAUUUAAUAUGUAUGCAGUUGACUUCAGAGUCUGUUAUUUUAUUAUCUCAGGAUGUACCAGAAUGCAUGAAGUACUUCUACAAAGAGAAGGUACCAGAGUGGGGGUUGUCCACACCUGGAGCUGCACGUCUCUGUCAGCGCUUUGUCAACAGGUGAGCAACGAGCUAGAUGAAGCUUUUUUCCCUCAUAAUUACUUUUUCACAGGAAAAUGAAAAAAAAAAAGUGUUAUGAACACUUCAUAAUAGGACAGCUCUCCUCAACAGCCUGUUUGAUGAUAAUGAUUAUUCUGGAGUGGAAAUAGACCUCCUUAUCAGUCAGAAUUGAACAUUUUCACUGUUGCUCAACAGAGCAAACAAAAGGUUAUUGAUUCCCAGCUUUGAUUGUUGCACUUCACUUUUUGUUAUUAUCCAACUUGAUGUCCUCACACUUUCUUUUGUCACGUAGUGAUAGAUCGUUUGAUUGCUUGUCUUGCUUUAUGUUGUGUUUACUCUUAGUCAGUUUUAGGGCUGUUUCAACACACCAGUAUUGACGAUGACCAUCUUUAUACAAAGUGAAAUAUUGAUAUUAGAGCUUGAGGUUCCUGAUCAAACAUACAUCUAUCCUUUCAAACCAUUUAUUUAUUGUUAGAUUUUUCUUUUAGAAGUAGUUAACCUCAAAAUAAAAGCAUGGGUUAACAAUAGAAAAUAUCAAAGAUAAAGCUUGUCAAAUAAUCGUUUUAUGAGGUAGUGUCUUCUCCAGUGAAGUUUCAAUCACAGGGCUGCUUCUGGGGAUAAAUCAUAAAUUUUAGCAUCAUUACAAAUGGUUCAUUACAUGUGAAUUUAUUUGCUCCACCAGUUUCCUGCCUUUCCUUAAUAUGACUAAAACAUUGUCACAUUCUCAAGUUUUUCAUUAAAAUGUUACAAUAAUAUUGUUAUUGUGACAUUGAUGGCCAUGAUAUGGCUUGCACUCACAUUAUGCCUCACAAUCUGUCCAAAGUAGGUCUAGGAGUGAAACUUUUCUAAUAAUUAUAAUUUUUGCAAGUCAGACAGCGUACAAGAGUUUUGCAUGUUUCGGUAAGUUCACCACCAGAGACGCUCUGUAGGUAAAGUAGUCCCACAGGAGACUCCAGCAGCUGAUUCUGCUCACAUGCACAGAGUGUGAGGGUAUUCUUCAGAAGAUGACUCCCUGUUGUCUUAGGUAGUGGACAUGCUGAGGCAGAGGAAUUGCUUUUCUCUAAUAAGACAAAAAAGCCAUGCUGAGAUUUGAGUUGUUACAGCUGUACUGUUGGUUUUAGUCUGAUCCACAGUGAAAAUUUCUCCACAGGAGCUUAAAGUAGCGUUUAUCGAGAUCAGAAGUUUCUUUUACAGGAGCAGUAUCACAGGGUUUUAACAAAAAUCAAUCAAAUAUUGACACACACACUGCCUUGUCAUGUCUGGUCUGCACAGACAUGUAAAAGUACUCUGUUAUACUUGUCUUCUUCUUGUUUCUAACUUCUCCUCAACUCUGACUGUUUCCUCUAAACCUCCACAUCACUAUAUUGAAUCUUUACGCCUCCAGGUAUCACUUUGCUACGCUGUACGACACAGUCCACCGCAUUGCCGUGUAUGCUGCCUAUCAGUUUGAGCCCAGCAAUGGAGGAGGCCGAGAGAGAAGGUGGUUUGUAGAGCCUCAGGUCAGUGACACAUUUAUCAUACUGUAUAAAUGUAUCUGCACUAUUUAUGUUAUCCAUAAAAUCAGCAUGUGUUAGGGCAGCUACAAACCUCCAGCCUGUGAAAGGUUUUAAACCUAAGAGCUCCUUAUGUGCUUUACAGCUGGUCAACAUGACGUGGCAGGCGGAGAUGAAGGAUGGUUAUUGGCUGGGAAAAGACCACCCCGGGGUCUAUCAAGGAGAGAGACAGGCUCUGAAUGAGGACUACACUCACUCUGGCUUUGACCGCGGUCAUCUCAACCCCAACGGACACCAUCCAGGUAAUACUGCAGAUUCUACUGUACAUCUCGACAGUCUGUUGAUCAUUUUUCCCUAUCAUUGCAUAUCUUUUCAUUUAACGAUAUAAAACGACUUUGCAUCUGCAGGCCUUUUGACCUCCUCCAGUAGCUGAGGCUGAAGCUUUUUGGUCAUUAAAUUUAAUGAUUUUAAUUGACAUUUUCAGAUCAUCAUAUCUGACAUCAUGUUUUUCUUAUGUGACAGACUUUAUCCUAAAUCCUGUAUUAAACUCUCCUUUCUCCUCUUCCUCAGUCCCUGGCCGAAAUGCCACUUUCACCCUGACUAAUGUGGUCCCCCAGAACCCCAAGCUAAACCAGAAUGCCUGGAGGAUCCACGAGUCCCAGCUCACCGAUAUGUUCAAGCAGAAGUGCUCUAAGGCCUACGUGUUGGUCGGCGCCAUCCCCUCUGAGGACAACUGGAUCAUCAAGAAUAACGUAAAGAGGGUCAACAUCCCAGACUACCUGUGGAACGCCUACUGCUGUGUGGACAACAACAACAGACCCCUUCAGAGUGGGGCCGCUGCCGCCAGGAACACAGAGGAGAACUUGGUGGAGGAGCUGGACUUGGAUGAACUGAGAGAGUUCCUCCAGGAGGUCUCCAAUCAGCCAGUAGGGGAGUUAUUUUACAACAACUGCAGGGCUUAACAUGAUACCAAGAGGAGGAUGAAAAACUCAAUUCUAUACUGAACAAUUUAUUUUUGUAGCUCUAAAAUCUAUUUUUUAUUGGAUUCAAGUUUGAUUAAGUGGUAAAAAUAAAGAUCAGACUGAUAUUUACACCCCAUUUUUUUAUUUAAUGGGUCUGAGUUCACUUUACUCCUUAUUUUGCAUCAUUUUAUCACAAAUAAACACAUUAAAUUUAUUAUGAGUGUCGUAAAAUGACUUUUGAUGGUAGCCUUUUCAUUUGUAGUGAAGGCAAACAUACACAAUUAAUAAUAAAUAGAAAUAGAAAAACCAAGAGUCCAAAUUAUAAACAAGUUGAGUGUAUAUUUUGUAUAAUGAAUAAUCUCAGACAUGGGGCCAAAGGAGCAAAUAAAGGUGCCAACUGGAGAUAGUUUUGAAAUUUAAAGGUCCAGGUCUUAAAUCUUGUUGUCUUCAGGAGUUUAAAUAACUCUGGGGAAAACCAGUUCAUGAUUUUCAAAAAGUCCCCACCAUCAACAGGAUCAUGAAAUCAAGUGAGCAAAGGUGUUGGUCUGUCCAUUCAGUGUUAAUCCUCUACGGCCGCAAUCAUCCUUGUCCUAAUAAAAACCUGCAACACA
Xyrichtys novacula (pearly razorfish) is the source of this 3715-nucleotide messenger RNA. NCBI's taxonomy places the organism in Eukaryota, Metazoa, Chordata, Actinopteri, Labriformes, Labridae. The record is from the annotation of a GenBank genome assembly.